Molecule: messenger RNA, 2061 nt
Organism: Lodderomyces orthopsilosis Co 90-125
Lineage: Eukaryota; Fungi; Ascomycota; Pichiomycetes; Serinales; Debaryomycetaceae
Product: syntaxin-binding protein
Exons: 1
Coding region: 1-2061 (686 amino acids)
Biological process (GO): endoplasmic reticulum to Golgi vesicle-mediated transport; intracellular protein transport
Cellular component (GO): Golgi membrane; cytosol
Molecular function (GO): syntaxin binding
Source: RefSeq, a predicted model, not a curated record
AUGUCAUUGCAAGCUUCGCCCAGUCUAAGAAAUCGUCAGAUUUCAGUGUUAGAACGCAUGCUUCAUUUAAACAAGGAUGGUUCAGCUGACUUGACGUUAGCUUCUAAAUCGGAGGAAAUCAUAUGGAAGGUUCUUGUUCUUGACCAAAAAUCACGUAAUAUCUUAUCUUCAGUCUUGAGAGUCAAUGACUUGUUACGAUGUGGAAUAACUGUUCAUGCAUUGAUUAAUCAACAACGUUCAAAAUUACCUGAUGUACCAGUGAUUUACUUUGUCGAACCGAGCAAAGAGAAUAUUAGCACUAUUAUUCACGACUUGAAUGAUGAUAAAUAUGACACCUAUUAUAUCAACUUCACAUCACACUUGCCACGUGAUUUAUUAGAAGAAUUUGCCAAACAAGUGGCGCUUCUGGGUAAAGCAUCAAGAGUAAAACAAGUUUGGGAUCAAUAUUUGGACUUUGUUGUUACUGAGCCUAACUUGUUUUCAUUAAAUUUAAACAAUAUUUUCACAAUUUUCAACACUUCGCAAACCAAAGAAGAAACAAUUCAUGAUUUGGUGGGCACUAUUGCUGAUGGAUUAUUGUCAUUGAUUAUAAGCAUGGAUGUUGUUCCUAUAAUACGUGCACAGCAACAUGGACCUGCUGAAUUUGUCGCUCAAGAACUUGACUUGAAAUUGCGCGAAUACUUGAGUAAUACCAAACUGUUGGGCAAUGAACAUAAUACUGCAUUGACACAACGUCCAGUUCUAAUUCUAUUGGAUAGGAAUUUUGAUUUGGCAUCAAUGUUUGCUCAUUCAUGGAUUUAUCAAUGUAUGGUGAGUGAUGUUUAUCUGUUGAAGAGAAAUACCAUCAAAUUACGCAAAAUCACCAAGGAUAAGAAUGGAGUUGAAUCAGAAUCGAUUAAAAACUAUGAUAUUGAUCCUCGUGAUUUCUUUUGGAGCAAGUAUGCUCAAUUGCCAUUCCCUGAUGUGGUUGAAAAUGCCGAUGUUGAAUUGAAUGCGUAUAAGCAAGAGGCCAAGGAGAUUACCAACAAAACAGGAAUAACAUCGUUAGAUGAUAUUGAUCAAAAUUCUACCAGCUCAACUGUUAACAUUCAACAGGCAGUGGAGAAGCUACCAGAGCUAACCGCAAGAAAAGCAACAUUGGAUAUGCAUAUGGACAUUUUAUCAAACUUGAUUAAUGAAUUACAAGCAAAGAAUUUGGACACCUAUUUUGAAAUUGAACAGAAUGCCGGUGGUAAUCAUAAUGAUACAAAAAUUUUGAAAGAGUUUAUGGAUUUGUUGAGCAACGACGAUGCUAAGCAAGAUACGUCAUUGGACAAAUUGCGUACCUUGAUUAUUUUGACACUUGUUAGUGACCAUUUAUCACCAGACUACAUUUCCAAAGUCAAGUCAAUUUUGCUUCAACACUACCCCAACAUGGACAUGUCAGCAUACGACUACAUUUUGAACUUCAAAGAACACCUGAAAAUUGCCAAUUUGUCAAAUUUGUCAGACUCAUACAGUAGCAAUCAUUCUGCUAGUGGAGGAUUAUCAUCUACAUCAUCCAAUGUACAAGCUUCCUCAGCUUUACUUAGUGGAUUAUCAUCAAAACUUUAUGGAUUAACUGAGGGCCGUAUAUCAGAAGGACUAAGCUCCAUUGCAUCAAAGAUUAAAAACUUUAUUCCUGAGCGAAAUUUACUCCCCAUUACUAAAAUUGUUGAAGCACUCAUGGAUCCAGCAAACUCCAAUCAACAAUCAAUUAACUUAACUGAUGAAUAUUUGUAUUUCGAUCCUAAAUCAAGAGGUGGUGGACAUUCAAAACCACCAAAGAGACAAUCGUAUAGUGAUCUGAUUGUGUUUGUUGUUGGAGGUGGUAAUUACUUGGAAUAUGUUAACUUAACUGAAUGGAGUGGCCAGCAUGGGGAUGGCGAAGCUAGCAGAAAUGGUGGAGGAGGAGUCAGUGGAUCUACCGGUGGUGCUGGAGCAAUUGGUGAAAAGGGUAGAUUUAAUGUCAUUUACGGAAGUACUGAUAUUCUUUCGGCGACUGAGUUCUUAAAAGAAUGUGAACAAUUGAGCAAGAAUUAG